Spodoptera littoralis (African cotton leafworm) is the source of this 678-nucleotide messenger RNA. Lineage: Eukaryota; Metazoa; Arthropoda; Insecta; Lepidoptera; Noctuidae. The record is from the annotation of a GenBank genome assembly.
AUGGCGUUUCUAGCAGAUUUUCACAUUAUUCGCAGUAUUUUGUCAAUUUUAUUAUUAACUAUAUUGUCGGUACAAAUUUCAGAAGGAUCAAAAGCGGAAUUUGUGACAUGCGGCUCUAUUUUGAAGAUGAUAAAUACAGACUUGAGAUUGCGACUACACUCACACGACGUGAAGUACGGCUCUGGGUCUGGACAGCAGUCAGUAACAGCAGUGGAUGUAGCUGACGACUCCAACAGUCACUGGUUGGUGCGGGCUCCCAUGGCAGAGUCAUGCAAACGCGGGGCUCCCAUCAAAUGCAACACCAAUAUCCGUCUACAACAUGUCUCUACAAAGAAGAACCUUCACUCGCACUACUUCUCGUCACCAUUGUCAGGCAACCAGGAGGUGUCAUGCUAUGGUGAUGAGGACGGCGAGGGAGACAGUGGUGACCACUGGACUGUAGUCUGCAAUAAUGAUUUCUGGAGGAGGGACACUCCUAUCAAACUUAGGCAUGUGGAUACUGGAGCGUUCCUUGCUGGCUCAGGUCGUACAUUUGGACGGCCGAUUAGUGGGCAGGGCGAAAUAGUAGGAGUAAACUCUCAGUAUGGCGCAUACACUGACUGGCAAGCCAAAGAAGGACUCUUUAUUCACCCCGGCGAACUAUUACCACACCAGCAUGCGAUACACUCAGAGUUAUAA